GUGCGUUAGUUGAUUGUGAACGUUGCUGCUGGUUGGAACGUCCGGCCGCAUGCCGUUUGGGGUUUGAGCGUUUUGUCGAUGUUGACAUCGUAGUAAGGCCGCUCGUCCGUGCGUACGCGGACGGGUGGCUUGUGUUUACACAUGGCGUGUGAAUAGUUUGCCAGUUUGUGAUCGAAAUUCCUUAUGGACUACACUAAGUGUGAAGUUUGGUGACAUCGUUUGACAUGAAACGAUCGGCAUUCAUCUAUUCAAUAAUUAGAUCAUUUAAACCUGCAUCGUUAUACGUGUCAUAUGUUUAAUGUACCAAUAUUAAACCAUUCAACACAACACUUCAAAUACCUGGAUAGCUCAACCAUAAUUCAAUCUUUAAAAAAAUCAAAAUUUUACAAACUUCUGGCCUAACGUAAUGCGAGAAAUUGAGCUAAUGAACAAAAUUGAUACAGCUCAUCCAGUUUUUCCACUCUCGCGCAUUAAAAGAAUAAUGAAGAUUGACGAAGAGGUGCCAAAUAUAGCCUACAAUGUUAGCUCCCUAUUAGCGAAAGCGAGCGAAAUAUUCAUCCAGGAAUUGACACUGUGUGCAUGGCUGCAUACUGAAGCUAGCAAUCGGGCAACGUUAACGCGCAAGGACAUCGCGAAGGCCACUGAAAAGUAUGAGCAGUUUGAUUUCCUCAUGGACAUUGUACCGCGAAACAAAAAUGAGGCGGAAAAAAGCGUUGUUGAUAUGGAGGAUACGCAAGACGAGGACAGCAGCGAGGAAGAGGGUUGCACAAAUUGUGCAAAGGAAGGGACCAGCUGCGAGCGACCACAGUGUGGCUUCCAGCAGCCAGAAAUACAGCCUCGGAAUGUUGAGAGUGAAGCAGAGGGCCUCGCAAACGAUGAUACGGUGACACAUGUUAUACCAAUUGUUGUACCACAUAGUGGAACAGUUUCAACCGAGGAGCCUAUCAAUCAAACACUUCAACUGUUUUUGCAAAUAAUAACACCGACAGGUGAAAUAUCGCAUGUACCGAUCACGAUACCUCAAGACAACCUGACCAUUACAGAAGUGGUUGAUCCCGAAGCUACGCCAAAUUAUAUGUGAUGGAAUGGCAUACAGACGACACCGACUGUUAUUUUUGCAUUCAACAAAUUUGGUCAUUUAUCGAAGAGUUUGCAUAAAGCAAUAUUUUACAGCGAGUUUUUUUAUUUUAAAUUGGUAUAGACUAUAAAAAAUACGGCUUAGCCAUACAAGUGCCUUAAAAUGUUAAAAUGUCCUCUUACUGAGAAUCCUUUUCUUUAUCCUAAAAUUUUAGUUUUUACACAUGUUUAUGAGAAUUAUUUCGAUUUUUUUACAUUUGAUACCAUUUAAAAGUAAAGCCAUUAUAUUAUAUUUAAAUUACUAUCAUUUAAACAUAGAAUUUGGGAUAUUUAAUCAUAUUUACAACCAAAAAUAUGCAGAAAUUGAGAAUUUAUUCAAACUAGGGUAGGAAACUACAUUCGUUAUAGAAAAUCAAAUUACAAAAAAGCAAUUCAAACGUAUGAAAAAAAAAAUCACGCAUAUUCAAAAAGUAUUAUUCAUUACGGAAUGUAAGACCACUUAAAGUGACAGUGUAGCAGCAGAACAAGCAUAUGCAACCUAGGUUAGUGUUAGAUUGUACCGAAGAAUCGCGUGAAACUAUUCCUUGUAAAGAAGUAUGUUCGCAGAAGGCCAUCAAUCAACAUAGCAACACGUUUACACAACUACAAUAGCAAUCGUAAGUAAGGUAGAUCAUGAUCACGGUUGAAGAUUUUUGAAAAUUUGUAAAGAGUAUUGAAAGAUGCAGUUCAAACAAUGUGAUUGCUUUUCGGUAAGAAUUUCUAAAGCUACACCUUUUUAAAUAGCAAAAUACUAAAAUAAUACGCACGGAAUCCUUUUUAAACGGAAUAAAAUUGCUUCAU
Anopheles merus is the source of this 1917-nucleotide messenger RNA. Its product is annotated as nuclear transcription factor Y subunit gamma-like. The transcript is spliced from 4 exons. Bases 407 to 1081 code for a protein of 224 amino acids. Gene Ontology annotation, cellular component: CCAAT-binding factor complex; nucleus. Gene Ontology annotation, molecular function: DNA-binding transcription activator activity, RNA polymerase II-specific; protein heterodimerization activity. The record is from RefSeq and is a predicted model, not a curated record. NCBI's taxonomy places the organism in Eukaryota, Metazoa, Arthropoda, Insecta, Diptera, Culicidae. Gene Ontology annotation, biological process: regulation of DNA-templated transcription.